This is a messenger RNA of Adineta ricciae, 1197 nucleotides long. Lineage: Eukaryota; Metazoa; Rotifera; Eurotatoria; Adinetida; Adinetidae. The record is from the annotation of a GenBank genome assembly.
AUGAACAACGAGAUGGUUAACGAACAACAAAGCGAAGAAACUACAAUUACGUUUCUCUUCGAACCGAUUACAAACGAAAAUAAUGCGAACGCAAUUGACGGGCAUUCAACUUCCGAUGAUGAAUCAAAUAGCUCCGAUGAGGAAAGUUUGCCUUCUUCUACAUCUAACUUUCAACUUCCAAUCAGCGAAGAUUUCGUUGAAGAAUCGAUUGAUUCAACCACUGAAGAUCAUUCAACAUCUUCUUUAAGCUUCACGGCAAAUCGUGAUGACGUUCUCAAGCGAACUCAAAUGUCAGUCGAACACGCCAUGAUUAACAAUGCCUAUGAAAAUGAAAUUCAAUAUGUAAAAGACACUUUGGAGUUCAAUAUUCUUCUUAUGGGCGCACCACGAAUCGGUAAGAGUCAAUUGACCAAUGCUCUGACCGGAAAUAAAAUACAUAAAGCACAAACGAGCUCAAGCUUGGAAUCGUGUACCCAAAGACUCCAGAGAUACGAAGUGACAUGUGGAUCAUCGAAUGAUUCUUCAAAUGAACAAUCGAAAGUUUUUAUCUGGGAUACUAAAGGCAUUGAAAAUUGGUCAGACGAUAACGUUGUACGAGAAUUGAUUCAUGUUAUUGAAACAAUUCAUCCGAUUGCUGUGAUUUACUGUGCUGCACCAGGUACUUUCGCAAAAUUACAUCAAGUGGAAAUUAUUCUUAACUAUUGUAUGUACAAAAGCAUCUUCUGUGCAGCAGUCAUAACAAAUAUGUGGUCAGGUACACGAGAAGCUCGAUUGUCUGUUCAAAAUGAUUUAGAAAAGAUUCUCGAACGAUUUGGUCCUCGGAAAAUUCUCGAAUUUGAUACAAAUGAUCCCAUUCUUCGUAAACAUGAAGUGAUUAUGUAUGGCGAUAAAGCUCUAUGUACCAUGGUGAACAGCACACCAUUUGUUAAUUUGGAUUUAUCAUCAGUUGAAAAACCCGUUCGUGGAAUUGAUGAAUUAACAUAUUGCAUCAUGCAAUCAUUAGCAGAAGACAAAGUGCGAGGCUGGUGUCAGGCUGUUCUGGGUAAUCGAAGCUUUUGGCAAAAGAUUCGACAUCAGACAUAUGGCUUUGUAUUGGAAAAAUAUUCGCAAUUACCUAUAAUUGCAGAGAAACUUCAACACGGUUUAGAGACCAUGUUUUCGGAUGUUUUAAAUACUUUGAACACUUUAUUUCUUUGA